GCUCUUAACGCAGGAGAUUUCCUAUACAAACAAUGGCGUCACGAAAACCUCUCAGCGAACCGGGAUGGACAAAUAAUUUAUCGAUUGUUCCAGACAUUUCAAUGUGUGACGUUGUAAAAAUAAUUCAGAAACACUCUAAAGUUCCAACUAAACAUCUUGACAAAGGCUACAAGUUUUUUCAUGGCUCGUAUGUGCAUAAUAUUGAAGUGAAGAUGAACAAAGAAGGUUGCCAUGUGCGAGGAAAAUGUUUCCGAUCCAUGAAAAAAAACGAGUCACCGUGGUCAUUGCAUAUAUCCCUGUUGAACACAAAAGAAAUUGAGAGCCAGUACUGUGCAUGUUCGGCUGGGAAAGGUUCAUGUGCUCAUGUGGCUGCCCUUGUGUAUCAACUUGCACACUACAAAACCCUGAAAAUGAAAUCUGUUCCCGAUAUUGUUUCAAAAACUUCAUCUCCACAACUUUGGCAAGUGCCACCGAGAACUCAUGGAAUUGUGCCAAGGCCACUCUCAGAUGUUAAGUUUGUGAAACCAAAGUCCAAGAAAAAUGAAAAUUCUGAGCAAUGUGUAUGUAGCACACUGUACAAUCCUAUCAAUACACAAUUUCCAGACAUUGAAUUUAUGAAAGGAUUACAAUUAAUUGUUUCAAAUUCGGAAAUUCAGUUAAACAAAGUGUUGCCGGACAAUUUUGACAGUAUUGAAACAAAAAUGAGCUCAUUUUGGUAG
This is a messenger RNA of Ruditapes philippinarum (Manila clam), 719 nucleotides long. RefSeq lists its product as uncharacterized. NCBI's taxonomy places the organism in Eukaryota, Metazoa, Mollusca, Bivalvia, Venerida, Veneridae. The record is from RefSeq and is a predicted model, not a curated record. Bases 33 to 719 code for a protein of 228 amino acids. The transcript has 3 exons. Gene Ontology annotation, molecular function: zinc ion binding.